Molecule: messenger RNA, 1797 nt
Organism: Ogataea angusta
Lineage: Eukaryota; Fungi; Ascomycota; Pichiomycetes; Pichiales; Pichiaceae
Exons: 1
Coding region: 1-1797 (598 amino acids)
Biological process (GO): conjugation with cellular fusion
Cellular component (GO): mating projection tip
Molecular function (GO): phosphatidylinositol binding; protein binding
Source: RefSeq, a predicted model, not a curated record
AUGUCUGGAUUCUUCAAAAGAAGUUCCAAAGAUCGAAAAGACAAAGCGUCGGUGAGCCGAGUCUCUUCCACCUCAUCCACAGUAUCCAUGAAUGCUGGCUUAGGAUCCAGUCGAUUGUCAAAUUCGCUGAAUGCUCCCACCAAGGUCAUUCAGGCAAUGAGUUCUUACGUGGCCCAGGUGCCUGGUGAACUUAGCUUUAAAUCUGGCGACUUUUUUUACGUGAAUCAGCAAGUUGAUCACAACGAUAUUUACGUUGAAGCACAUGAUCCCGUGAGGAACAUAAAGGGUAGAGUGCCUGCGUCACACUUCAAAUUUUUUGACAAAACGCACAAGCCGACUGGCGAGAGUCCUUCCUCUAGUGCCAGUGCAAGCCCUAUGGUUUCUGGAAACAACUUCUCGCCCACAACUAGCGUCAAGAAAAAGGUCUCUCCUCAGCCAUCGCUUUAUGGAAGAUUACUGUACGACUUCAAAGCCGAAAGACAAGAUGAGCUUGACGUGUCAGCAGGAGACAGUAUUAUCAUUUGUGCUCACCACGAGUAUGAAUGGUUUAUAGGAAAGUUCUUUGACAAAAUAGGCGAGCCCGGACUUGUUCCCGUCAGCUACGUCCAACUUUUCGAUAUCACAUCCAAAGUACCGUAUUCGGGUUCAGCAAAAGACAUAAUCGACAGAGAAAGAAUACCCACAAUUGAGGAAUGGAAAGCAAUUAAGAACCGCCACAAAGCAAGCGCAAGAUCAGUCGGAAUGGCUGCUCAGCGAACAGAGCUAUCCAGGGCAUCUUCCACUAACAGAAGCCGAGCCACGGAGUCAACCCCUGCUUAUGCGAUCGACGUAAACAUAGAAUCGUUUUCUUGCACUAAUGGAAAAUACUGGUACCUAGUCAGAGUGAUUUUCAAUAAUGGCGCUGUUAGAAGCUUGUGUCGCUACUACGAGGACUUCUUCAAUUUCCAUCAAAAUGUCCUCAGUACAUGGCCUAAGGAGGGAGGAAAAUUUGACACGAAAGACAAGAGAGAUAGAAUCAUCCCAUUUAUUCCUGGUCCUUUGAUGGAAGUCAGUGAGAGCCUUUGUCACAAGCGCCUUGUUGAUUUGGAUGUUUACCUGAAAGGAUUGAUCCAACUUCCGGACUAUAUCUCUAAGAGUGUGCUAGUGAAUUCUUUCUUCGAAAUACUUGAUGGCGAUCAGGAAUUUAACAACACCGAAGGAAUUCAGAAAAUACCGAUUCAGCCCUUGAGAAGUCCUCCUAACAUGAUAAUACUCAAUAAGACCGAUUCUUCAGAAGGCCAUCCUCAUCAUAGUACAAGAAACUCACAAUAUCAACAAGACAGAUUGUCACACUACGAAAGAACGAAUUCAAAUAAUCGCUCAAACAGCAUACAAAUGCAGCAGCAGCAACAACAGCGACGGAUGUCCUCAGUAUCAUCUUCGUCUUCAUCUAUGAGAGUAAUUUCGAAUCCUGCAAAUAAUGGCAUUCAUUACAUCUCGAAUGGCAGUUUAAAUACCCCAAGCGAGCAAGCGUCAGACUCUGUUAACAAAAUCAAACUGAAGUUUUACUACAAAGACGACAUUUUUGCAAUCGUGGUCCCCGAAAACAUAGCUUUGACAAAUCUCCGGAAACUCAUCGUUCCAAGAAUUGACGAGUUCAAUGAGCCCAAUGCGGAUCAGAAAUUGAAGCUCGUUCCCAAAAACACAAAUAAUGCGAACCAGUCAGGGUUCCAUCCAGAAGACGUGAUCUCUUCGGACUCUGAACUAUGGAGCUCACCAAACUUUUGUGACAAGGGCAAAUUUUUGGUCGUUCUUUAA